GAGAGAGAGAGAGAGAGAGAGAGAGAGAGAGAGAGAGAGAGAGAGAGGUUGUGCCAUAAAAGGAGCGGUGACGCGCCAUCCUCUUUGCGCGCCUUGUAAAUCUGUGUGUGUGUGUGUGUUGGGGUAAAGUUUUGUGCAGAGUGGGGGGGGGCGCGGCAGUUCAGUCUCCUAUCGGAGCCUCUGGGGCAGACCUGGUGGUCGGAGGGGUGUCAGGACGGCAGGAGUCUCUGGGUGCUGGGUUGCGCUGCAGAAGCGCGCGCAUGCGGCCAGUUUGCGCUCUCCAAACCGGGGUAAACUUCACUCACCUGCACACGGGGACCCCCGUUUUUACUGUAAUUUCUUGAGGAAUGCUGCGCAGCUCUCUGGCCGUGAGGAUGGAGCGUGGAUGGGACUGCGCCUCCUCUGCUGGGCUGUUUCUGCUGGGGGUGCUCUCUGCGCUCUGGCUGGCGCCAAACGGGGUUUGGAGUUUUAACCUUUACGCAGAGCAUCCUACGGUUUACAGGGGACCCGGAGGCAGUUAUUUCGGUUAUUCUGUGGACUUCUAUCAAGCGUCCACCGACAGAAACACAAUCAGUGUGCUGGUGGGGGCCCCUAAAGCCAACACCUCCCAGCCAGGCAUAGUGGAGGCUGGAGCUGUCUAUUACUGCCCCUGGCCCGGACUGCCUGAUAGCUGCAGACCGAUUCCUUUUGACAACUCCAGCAUGUGCUCCUCUCUACCACUGGCGGACCUUAAAGAAAGAAGGACAGAAAGACCCUGUGGGGACCUGCUAUGUGGCCGUUCAGAACUUCAGCGCCUAUGCUGAGUAUUCACCAUGCAGAACCUCUGAUCCGGACCCAGAGGGGCAGGGAUUCUGCCAGGCCGGUUUCAGCGUGGAUUUCACCAAGGAAGGAAGGCUGGUUGUUGGAGGACCGGGGAGCUUUUACUGGCAAGGCCAGGUGAUGACAGCAGGGGUAGCUGAGAUACUGAACCGCUACUCCUUAAAGGCGGUACUGAGACAAGUCGCAGGCGAGAAACAAACCAGAGCUGCUGAAGACACAUACGACGACAGCUACCUGGGUUACUCUGUGGCAGUGGGAGAGUUUACCGGAGACUCAGCUGAUAGCUGGAGUUCCAAGAGGAGCACAAAGUUUUGGAUAUGUGGCCAUGAUCAACUCCACCAACCUGACCUUCAUCCAGAACUUCACAGGAGAACAGAUGGCCUCCUACUUUGGUUACUCAGUGGCUGUCACUGACUUGGAUGGAGAUGGGACUGAUGACAUCCUGGUGGGAGCUCCUCUCUACAUGGAGAGGGAGAUGGAGAGCAAACCCAGGGAGGUGGGGCGAGUGUACCUGUACCUGCAGCUGGCUCCGCUCACGUUCUCCAAACGGGUCRUUCUCACCGGCACCUACACUUUUGGGCGCUUCGGGACGGCCAUAGCACCGCUGGGAGACGUCAACCAGGAUGGAUAUAAUGAUCUGAUCGUCGGGGCGUUUGGCGUAGGCGAGGUCUCGGUCUACAGGGCUCGUGCUGUUGUAUCGGUGGAAGCUGCAUUGACUCUAACUCCCAGAAUCCUGAACCCAGAUGAUCGACAAUGUUACCACCCUCAGACACAUAACCUGGUCACCUGCCUUAAAGUGGGUGUGUGUGCAGCGGUGAGCGGUGUGGGGAUCCCCAGCUCUGUAGAUCUGAGAGCCGAGCUGCAGCUGGAUUGGUYGAAAGGCACCAGAGGUGGAGUAAAGCGAGUUCUCUUCCUGGACUCGCAGCAGCCCCAGCGCACCGGGCUCCUCCGGCUCGGUCACAGCCGCCCACGCUCCUGCCUGAGCUACAUCAUUUAUCUGAGGGAGGAGGAUGAGUUCAGGGACAAACUGACCCCCAUCUCACUGGCCCUCAACUACAGCCUGGCUCCACCUUCACACGACCAAGCUCUGCCACCUGUUCUCAACCAGUACAGCAGCACCUUCCUUCAAGAGCAGGCUUACAUCCUCGUGGACUGCGGCGAUGACAACMUUUGUGUCCCCGACCUCCACCUCUCUGCCAGCAUGGAUCGUGCAGAGCUGGUGAUCGGAGAGGACAACCUGGUCAUGUUGACCAUCACUGCUGUGAACCGAGGCGAGGGGUCCUACGAGACAGAGCUGCACACGCUCAUCCCACCCGAGGCGGACUACAUCGGAGUGGAGCGCAGGGUGGAGGGUGUCUCAUCCCUCCCAGGUGGUGCUGCCAUUCCCAAACUGGGAACCUAAAGAGAAACCUGUCAAAGAGGACGAUGUUGGACCACAAGUAACACACAUCUAUGAGCUUCAUAACUCUGGUCCCAGCAGCAUCGGAGAGGCGGAGCUUCAGGUGGGCUGGCCUUCCUGCUUCCGUGAUGAGAACCUGCUGUAUGCCAUGGAGAUUCGAACUGACGGCCCAAUUAGCUGCUGGACAAACACCAGCCUGAACCCACUUGGCCUGCAGGUCUCCUCUCUGCAGGACACACCAGAGCUGUUGGGUUUCUUGAGGAACAGCAGCGAUCCCCCUCCUCCUCCUCCUCUUCAUCGCCACAAACGAUCUGUCAGCACCGCAGAGAGUUCCAACCCCAAGACCCUGAACUGCACCAACAUCUCCUGUCUGAAGAUCACGUGUGUGGUCGGUCGGCUGGAUCGGGGUCAGAGUGCCGUCGUUCGGAUCCGAUCGAGACUGUGGGCGCACACGUUCCUACAGCGGCGUAACAAUCCCUACAUCCUGAACUCCACCGUGUCCUUCAUGGUCAUCACGGUGCCGUAUCUGGUCCAGCCCUCCACGCUGUCUCAGCACACAACCUCG
Molecule: messenger RNA, 2783 nt
Organism: Austrofundulus limnaeus
Lineage: Eukaryota; Metazoa; Chordata; Actinopteri; Cyprinodontiformes; Rivulidae
Gene: itga8
Product: integrin, alpha 8
Biological process (GO): cell-cell adhesion; cell-matrix adhesion; integrin-mediated signaling pathway
Cellular component (GO): external side of plasma membrane; integrin complex
Molecular function (GO): integrin binding
Source: RefSeq, a predicted model, not a curated record